AUGAGUUCUACUGAACCAACUGAUGCUUUUCUUCGAAAAAUUUUUACACAAGUAGAUACUGAUAAAUCAGGUUCAAUAUCAUCAAAUGAACUUCAAUCAGCUUUAUCUAAUGGUACAUGGAGUCCAUUCAAUCCUGAAACCGUUCGAAUGAUGAUAGGUAUGUUCGAUCGAGAUGGAUCAUCAACUAUUGAUUUUCAAGAAUUUCGUGAUCUUUGGAAAUAUGUAUCUGAUUGGGAAAAAUGUUUCAAAAAAUUUGAUUUGGAUGGUAGUGGUUCAAUUGAUAAACAUGAACUUAAAACAGCAUUAUCUUCAUUUGGAUAUCGUUUAUCAGAUAAUUUCUAUGAUUUACUUAUACAAAAAUUUGAUCGAACUGGUCGUGGUACAGUUGCAUUUGAUGAUUUUAUUCAAGCAUGUGUUUCAAUUCAAACUUUAACUAAUGCUUUUCGUCGACAUGAUCGUCAACAAAUUGGACAAAUAACAAUUGGUUAUGAAGAUUUUUUAACACUUGUUUUUUCAACUCGAGUUUAA
Adineta steineri is the source of this 528-nucleotide messenger RNA. NCBI's taxonomy places the organism in Eukaryota, Metazoa, Rotifera, Eurotatoria, Adinetida, Adinetidae. The record is from the annotation of a GenBank genome assembly.